AUGCCCGGGUCCCUUGGCCAUGAGAAACCCGCACCGGCCCCUUCGACCACCGCAUCAUCUGUGAAGACUGGUAUGCUGUGUCUGGACACCCACAAGCUCAAGGCCCGCUGCUCCUCGGUAUGCACCGCGGUUCGCCGAUUCAGCGCACCGUUUCUGGCGAAACGGCCUCUGGCGCGGCUGCUCUCGACGUUCCUCUGCUGUCUCGCGAUUGUCGUCCGGCCGGUCGCACGCCUCGGGGGACGCUACGCCUUCCUCGUGCUGCCGUUCCAGGCCCUCAUCUUCGGCGUGCAAGAAAGCCUGGCGCAGCAGCUCGAGCUGAGCGUGCUCAACACGAUGGGCGCGCUCACUGGUAUCGGGUUCUCGACGCUGGGCAAGUACGUCGCGGCGCGUGCGCCGUACGGCUCGGCUCGCUCGAGGGCGACGUGUGCGAUGUUCUUGAUCGUGAUCUCCUUCUUCGCUGGGGUGAUCAAGAGCCGCCUCCCCCGACUGACUCUGUCUAUGCGCAUCUCCCUCUUUGUCUCCAUAUGGCUGCUCUCCAUCAACAUCGGCGUCCGCGACCACGUGCUCAUCGACUCGGGCAACUUCCUCUACGCCGCGGUCACCCCCAUGCUCCUCAGCCUCAUCGCGCUGCUCUUCGUCAUGUGCUUCGUCCGCUGGUCGUCGUCCAGCUUCGAGAGGGAGAUGGCCGCCACAUUCGCGGUGCUGCAGCGCUGCCUCACGCUCAGCAUGGACACGAUGGCGCACCGAGGCAAGCUGUCCGACGAGGACGCGGCGGAGUAUAAUAGCCUGCGCGCCCAGCUGUUCCAGCGCUCCAUCAUGCUCAACGAGACGUAUUCGCAGGCUGCAUUCGAGCUCAGGAUCGGGAGACUCAGCUUGGUCUGGCUACCGCUUUUGGCGAUUGCCGUGGCUAUGGCUAGUACUCCCAUCGUCCUCUUGGUACUCUCAUUAAAGUCCAUCCGCCCUUUAAUCGGGAUCGUCGAGCACCUCCGGCGCGAGCUCGCGUGGGGCAUGUCCGCCCUCCAGCCGAAGCCCCAAUCGCCGCCUCCCACCCCGCGCAUGCUCAGCCGCGCAUCUUCCCCGCGCGCAUCCGUCCGCCACCCCGGCUCUCCCCACUCACGCCCCGCACCCCCGCUCUCGCUCCUGCUCCCUGCGCACUCGCGCUUCACGAUUGCGAUCCAGCCCCCUGCGCUCGCGCUCGGGCACGCGAUCGUCGCCGCGCUGCAGGCCGUCGAGCGCCUCAUCCUCGUGACGUUCGACCAGGACCGGGGGCAGCGCGGAGAGGCGCGCGCCGCACCGCGCAAGCCGAGCGCGGUCAAGGGCGCGCUAGUCGUCCGCACCAUGCAAAAGUUGCUCGAUGCAAUGACAGGCCUCCGUAAGAUCAGGGAGAACAUACCCCGGAGAGAAACGGUCUCGAGUGUCUUCAACGAGCGACGGGAAUUCAUGUCGUGCGUGUGCAUCACGCUUUAUGCGUGCCAACACGCGUUCCGCGCGCGCGAGCCGCUCCCGCAGUUCCUCCCCUCACCACGGCACGCAUUAGAGAACCUCGAGGCACACGUGCAGGACAGCAUCCACACCGCGCGAGAGGAGGACACGCACGCGAUGGGCUUGUCUCUCGUGUACGCGUUCGCAGAGCAGGAGGUCAUGAAGAACAUGGUCGACACGCUCGAGGAGCUCCUUGAGCUGAGCGGCCGCCUGUUCGGCACGACAGCGUGGCUGACACACGAACAGCGCAUGUCGAUGACCAGCCUGCACGAAGACACCGGUGAUCGCGGAUGGUACAGCACGUUUAAGUGGGAGGAGGCCUAG
Messenger RNA from Postia placenta MAD-698-R-SB12, 1806 nucleotides. RefSeq lists its product as hypothetical. The record is from RefSeq and is a predicted model, not a curated record. The transcript is spliced from 7 exons. NCBI's taxonomy places the organism in Eukaryota, Fungi, Basidiomycota, Agaricomycetes, Polyporales, Adustoporiaceae. Bases 1 to 1806 code for a protein of 601 amino acids.